Molecule: messenger RNA, 5808 nt
Organism: Cryptotermes secundus
Lineage: Eukaryota; Metazoa; Arthropoda; Insecta; Blattodea; Kalotermitidae
Product: DNA-binding protein RFX2
Exons: 16
Coding region: 451-3168 (905 amino acids)
Biological process (GO): regulation of transcription by RNA polymerase II
Molecular function (GO): RNA polymerase II cis-regulatory region sequence-specific DNA binding; DNA-binding transcription factor activity, RNA polymerase II-specific
Source: RefSeq, a predicted model, not a curated record
UUGUUAAAAUUUAAAAACCAGCUUACAUUAAUUGUUCAUGUAAACAAAAAUUCACAAGAAGCAUAAAUGUUACAGAAGAGUGGUAGUACCUUGUAAUAAACAUUCAUAGCUACGUAUUCAUGCGCGUUGUAAUCAGUUAGUAACUGAUGCCGUAGCCAUAGACACCGAAGCCGCAACCACUCAACAACAAAGAAGGUGAAUAUUGCUUCACGUAUAUAUAUUCCCAUAAUGUGUGGUUUAAGCAUGCAUCCGCGUUUGUGUGUCUCCGAUGUCGUCUUUGUCACGUGUUUCUGUGUGAUAAUUGUGUUUGAUUGAUGUUAACCUCUGCAGUUUAUGAAGGUAUACAGAAGAACCACUGUGCGAUGUAAUAUUAAGAUGGCGGUGUUGUUUUAGCAAGUGGUAUUGUUUUUACAUGAAAUUCCUUCGUGUCGCGUACCAUUGUCGUUUUGGAUGUUCUUUAUAUAUAACGGUGAUGUGAUAGUUUAUAACAGCAUUCUGGGUGCGAAGAAGGUGACCAUCGCAUUGGCACGAAAGGGGAGAGUCAGAACGAGAGGAACUGACAGUGGUGGGCUUGUUGCCAUGGCAACGGCACAGCCAACAUUCAGUAUGGCCACUGCAGCAUCCACAGCAGCGGCAACAACAGCAGCGACAGCCUCACCUUCUGAUUUGGUGGGAGGAGUGGUUGGAGGAGGUGGUAGUAGUGGGGGAGGAGGGAAUCAACAAGGGCAGCAGGGAGCCAGUCCUGUCGCAACUGUCACAGUUGUUACCAGUCCUCCAAGUCAGCAGCAAACCUCUCAGCAGGCAAUUGUCUCAGCAAAUUCGGUCUCCAUUACUGCAGUCACUCAUCAUACUCUCCAGCAGAACGGUAGUGUGGAUGGUUCGUUGGACAGCCCAGGUGAUUCAUCCAAUGGUGGUGGUGCUUCAAACGGAUCAACAGCACAAGUGACGGCUCAAGUAGUUGUGAGUAGUGAAACUGCAGCAGUGAAUGCCGGAAGUUCCGAACAGAACGGAUCUGCAGGAUCAAAUCAGACUGCCGGAACUACAACCAUUGUGGGAUCUCCACAUUACAUCACAGUCACAGUUACUGACUCAGACGCAGUGGGGUCAGACGCAGUGGCUGCACAGGGGGUGCACCCCACUUAUGUGCAGUAUGUAGAGGGCUCAGCAGACCAGGCCAUCUAUGCCUCCUCCAAUGGACAGAUAUCGUACCCAGUGUACACAGUGGGGGAAACUGGGACUAUGUACACCGCAGCAUCUGGCCAAUACUACUCUGGUAACACCACUGCAGUUACGUAUAGUCAGGUGGCAAGUAACUUGACACAAGGAGCCACUGCAGGCCAGCUGCUUGCUCAGGGGAAUGGUGCCUACCUCAUUCAACAAGGAGUUGAUCCAGAUACUGCCCAUACCCUCAUUGCAGCACAAAGAGCUAGCCCACAGACAGUAACAGCUGAUGCUGGCGGGGUGGCGUAUGUGGUCCCAGGGAAUACAGCUACUAACCCUUCUUCUCUGGAUGGUGAUGGGCAUCCUAACCUCUCACACACCACCCGCAUUUCGCCGGCCACCGUUCAAUGGUUGAUGCAAAACUAUGAAGUAGCUGAGGGUGUGAGCCUUCCUCGUUCUACACUGUACAACCAUUACCUCCGUCAUUGCAACGAAAACAAAUUAGAUCCUGUUAAUGCAGCAUCAUUUGGGAAGCUCAUCCGUUCUGUUUUUCUUGGCCUGAGAACCAGAAGACUUGGUACAAGGGGUAAUUCCAAAUAUCAUUAUUAUGGCAUCCGUGUAAUUCCUGGAUCAGCAUUAAAUCAGCUGUCAGAAGAUGGGAGCUCAGCCGUUCGCCAACAGUCAUCAUCACAGAAACGCUACAAAUUCCUAUCUGGCUCAGGUGGAAGUGGGAAUGGUGCUCAGAAAAUAGAAAACCAGUAUGAGCAAAAUACCAACCAUUCAGCCAACUCUAAUCAUUCCAAUUCAUCACCACAGCAUCCUCAUCACCACCAGUACCUAGGUGAUGGAUCAGGGGCAAUACCUGACUUUCCAGAUAUAGACUUUCCUCCAGGACUUGCCUUACCUGAGGACUGCACAUUGGAAGAUGUGGACACAUUUCGUAGUAUCUACAGAGAACAUUGUGAGGCAUUCCUGGAUGCGGUUGUGAACCUGGAAUUCCAGACUGUUGAGAGCUUGUGGAGAGAAUUCUGGCGAAGCCAGGACAACAACAACGGUGAUGAAUGUGAAGAGGAGAAGUACUUGUCCAAAACAAAGCUGUAUCUUUUAUGCAAGUGUGGGCCAGUUCAACAGUUUGUCCGGCGUGUGGAUUACCUGUUUUAUCAGAAUCUAGUCGAAGUCCUCAUUCCAGAUGUUCUUAGGCCAAUUCCAAGUUCAUUAACACAAGCAAUUCGCAACUUUGCAAAGGGACUGGAAUCGUGGUUAACAGGUGCCAUGACAGACUGUCCUGAGGAAAUGAUGCACAUCAAAGUGUCAGCUGUGGGCGCCUUGGCACAGACUUUACGACGCUACACCUCAUUAAACCAUCUGGCUCAAGCUGCACGCGCUGUCCUUCAGAACUCCUCACAGAUAGACCAGAUGCUGGUUGACCUCAAUCGAGUUGACUUCCGCAAUGUGCAGGAACAGGCAUCAUGGGUGUGUCAGUGUGAUGAUAGCAUUGUACAACAACUGGAAGCAGAUUUCAAAAAGACACUACAUCAGCAGAAUUCUUUGGAGCAGUGGGCAGCCUGGCUGAAGGGUGUCGUUACCCAAGUACUGAAGCCAUAUGAAGGGAAACCCAACUUUGCCAAGGCUGCUAGACAGUUCUUACUCAAAUGGUCAUUUUACAGCUCAAUGGUCAUAAGGGACCUAACCCUCCGAAGUGCAGCAAGCUUUGGCUCCUUUCACCUGAUCCGUCUACUAUAUGACGAGUACAUGUUCUUCCUGAUUGAGCACCAAGUUGCUCUGGAGACAGGGGAGACACCUAUUGCAGUCAUGGGAGAGAAAUACAAUAACAAUCCGUCCAGUGUGAGUGACUUUAUCCAACCAGGCUCCUGUAAUGGGGGUGUGUCUCUUACAAUGGGAGUUCCUGUCUCUGUAGGAGGGAAGAUGGCUCCCACAACCCUAGUUGUUGGAACGAAUGAAGUUAGCCACCAUCCAGUGGCCACAAAGCGCUUCAAGAUCAGCUAACAACUGCAUUAAUUCUAGUCAGGGGGAGAUGAAAAUAUACUGUGUCAUACCUCAAAUUUCAUCUUGCCAUCAUAUGCCAUAUUUACCUGAAGCUUAGAGCAACAGCUUGUGGAAUGUAAUUGAGUAUAGCAGAAUGCUGCACAAGGUAGGGGACCAUCUAUGCACCUGGCAUCUUUUGAAAUUACAACAUAGCAUAUUAACUGAAUCAUAAAAAGAAACUGGGGUGUAAAUGAAAGCUUGGUGAUGAAACAUGAAGAAGAAUAUAUAUUUGUCAAAGUAAAUGUUGCAAUUAAAUUUGAAUAUCUGUGAGAGACAAAAGAAAGGAAAUAUUUUACUUAAAAUCAAGAUAAUUGAAACAAGUUGUUUAUGUUUCUAGUUAGGACUAGACAGGGCAUUUAUAAAGCUAUUUUGUUAUAAGGUGUAGUGCAGUUUUUUUGGUUUCAUGGUGCUGUAGAAAUAUUUGCUAAUAUUGUACUGUAUAUCCCACCAAGUAUUGGAGGUUCUGUUAUGUGUGUAAAUAAGUAUACAGCCCCUCCUCUGUGGCAGAUAUUGGAAGGAUAAUAUGCCAUUACAGUUUUUCUUUCAACUUACAGUACAUGUCCUUCCAGCAGCAUGUUAAUAAGUACUUAAUACAUGAUUUAUGAAAGGUGACAUUUUGCACAUUUCCCAUUAUUGUUGUGCCUCAAAGUUUGAAAUUUGUCUAGUGUUUUGAUAAUGCAAUGGGUGCCAAUAUUCAGACUAUAAUGCAGUAUGCAUUAGUAUAACAUAACUUAUUGCACUUCUAAUUUUAGAUGUUGUGUGAACAAAUUUUCAUACUUUCAAGCUUGUUGAAAGUAUUAUUGAUUCAUGUUAUGGAAUGGAAAAAUUCAUUCACUUUUUUUUAUUGUUCUACACAAGUUUUUUUUUUUUUUUUUCCCCCAGGCUGAAUGCACUUACAGUUCUUAAAGAUAAGAUUUUCCUUGUGCACUUAAUAUACCAGUGGAGGGUAUCUUUUUCUUUAAGAACAGUUUUGUAUAAUUCAUAGUGCAAGAUAUGGCACUGCUUAAAUUUAAAUCGAAGUAAAUGUGUGAUUCAUAAUAAUGCUCUCUGUUUUGUAAUCAGCAUCACUACUAUGUGUUUUUGUGUUGUGUGGCAUUACAUCAGAACAGCACCAUGUUGCCAAACAACUACAAUAUAAUAUAAAAGAAGAGUUACUAUUGUGUUCUCAGCAGAAUGUUGAUGAGCUUAUUCAAAAAAUGAAGAGUUAGGCACAUUCACACCAAAAUCUUGAUCGAGCAAGAAUUUAUACAAUUGACUAAAAAACAUAUUCUUCCUGCUGCAUUUUUGCUCAAGAUUCCAUCCAUCCAUAAAAUAAAUUAUUCUUUUUAAUUGUUAAUUAUAAUGGAGAAGAAAUGAAAGGGAUCUGAAUAUGUAGGAUUCGGAUACAUUCCGUAAAAUACAAUACAAGUACAAUAUUAGUUUUGUUAAUGAUAUUGAUAACUCAUGUUUGUUAAUAAUAAAGCAUGGUGACACUCUUGAAUUUUCGCAACUUCCCCUCAAGGCUUGUAAAAUUAGAAUUGUAGAUUCAGUAUAAUGACUCUUCUGCAUAUUCAGAAUCAUGUAGGGGCUUCACGUAGCUAAUGAAACCAUAUUUGCAAUUGGAACAUUCUUAUUUAUUAUGAUUGUCUGUUUUGUGGCUUUUGUAAAUUUACAUAUGAGAAAUAUUGUAUUGUGUGUGUAUGUAAAUGAUGUAAAUAUUGUUUUUUUUGGAAAUUACAAGUAGGCAUAUGCAGGAAUAACUUCUUCAGUUCAAGAUGAGCUAGAGAUGAGAAUUGAGACAACAGGGAUUUUCUCUAUUAGAUCAGUUAUGUCACUGUAAUCACAGUUUCUAACACUAGCCACUUUUUGACAGUGCACAGAAGUGUAGCCUUUUCAUAUCAGUUAUCUUUCAGUGAAAAAUCUUCAAGAAUUGAUGUAAUUAAAAAUUUGCAUCUGUGACCAUGUCCAUUUUCACCUUUGGCAGAAAGAGGGCAAGAGAUAGAUUUUGCUGACAAGUUAGUCUGUGCUGACAUUGCCAACAAUUGUGUUAUUAGUAGGGUAAGAUAGUUUGCUUACUGCUGCACAAAGGAAAAGCACUUGCCUGAAAAUCCUUGUAGGUCAAGACUGAAAAAUCAACUUUUGAAUCAAGAUUGAGAAUUUUUCUUGAUUUCAACUUGAAAAUUUGAUUCAUGCAAAUGCCUAACUACAAAGUAGUACAUGUUCUUACAGAAAAAUUCAAUGUGGUCAUCAUGCUGGUAUCCUGUAUGAAUGUUCUACCAUCAUUCGUUUGCUUAGACAGUAAGUUCCCAACAUGUCAAGGUCAUGAUCGAUGUGUGAUCAUCAAAUUAUUUUCCUACAGAAAUUGUUGUUUUUGGCCUAAGAAUGUCAUCAACAACCUACCUCUUUUUUUCUGAGUGUAAUGAGUUAAACUUGUAAUUGAAUUUCUGUGCUAGCCCUUAGAUAUUUUUUGUGAACUCACCUACAGUUGUAGAUGUUAUGUUUGCCACAUACUAAUGUGUGAAGAAAGUUAAUGCGGAAAAUUUUGUUUUUAGUUUUAAAUGUGAGUUAAACCCCCCCCCCCCAUGGUACAUGAUUCCCCUACUGUUACUACAGUCUUAUCUG